AUGGCCUCCUCACAAGUGCUGCGACACAAUGAUAUUAUCCUAGAGACAUCUCUUGAAGCCGAUGACAUCGAUAUCGAAGCCAUCCUAAGUGCUUGGGAAGAGCUACAUCCCUACAGCGUGGAAGCCGUGACCGCACGGUGUGCGGAGCCGUUCGAGUUUGCCGCAUCCGACCAAUGCAUCAUGUUCGCUGCCGUGCAACACUUGCCCACAAAGCCUGUGGAAAGCAAAACCGAAGAGGGCGAGGCGGCUGAGGAGGAGCUCAUGGCAGAACGGGCGGGCGAUAGGGACUCGAUCCCAGCAGCCACCGGUCUCCCUCUCGCAGUAUGCCUGGCCAGAAGCGAGGGACAUCGACAACAUCUGGGAUGCAGCCGCACCUCAACCUCUCGAUUCUCCAUCUGCCCCUCAGCCUCUGAGCAGGAUAUAUCGACGAUUCAUACGAUCGGCAUCCUCUAUCUCCGCACGACCGACAUGGUUUCCGAAUACAACAUCGGCCUCUCGCUCUUGCCCCAAUGGCGUGGCCAAGGCCUCGCCGCGCAAGCGCUCUCCGCAGGGCUCACAUACGCUUUCGACAACCUGUGGGCGCAUCGCGUGCAAGGCCUGAUCAUGGACGGGCCAUCGAGCGACGCUGCUCGUAACAUCUUCACGUCUCUCGGCUUCACAUGCGAAGGCACUCGCCGACGCGCAAUCAUCAGCCCCGCGGCGCCCGGGUACCGCGAUGUCGUGUCCUUGGCCAUGCUCGAUACGGAAUGGCAUGUGCGGGCGCAGGGAGGACACGGGGUGCGUGGGGUGUGGGAUGAGAUGUUUGUGCGGCACCAUCGCGAGCAGGAGGAGCUCCUGCAGUUGGAGGAGCGGCGCCGGAAGCUGCGCAGGACGGCGAGCAUGGAGACGGCCGCGAGAGGGACGUCGAGCUUGCGCUCACCUCCGGCCCGCCCUCACCAUCCACGUCCUCUGCAGAUCUCGGUGCCCAUUCACCUAGAGAUGUCGGAACCCCGGACCCCGCGUCUGACUCGGAUGCGGACGGCCCGCUGA
Molecule: messenger RNA, 1029 nt
Organism: Fomitopsis serialis
Lineage: Eukaryota; Fungi; Basidiomycota; Agaricomycetes; Polyporales; Fomitopsidaceae
Exons: 2
Coding region: 1-1029 (342 amino acids)
Molecular function (GO): acyltransferase activity, transferring groups other than amino-acyl groups
Source: RefSeq, a predicted model, not a curated record